UCUCUGAGAACUAGUCCUGAAUGAAGUUCAAGCAACAUUCUUUUGAGGUGUCUACUGCCUGAAGUUUACUCUGCCUUGACUGUCAAAAGAUUCAUAGUUUUGUCAGUUCGGAGAUUCUUUCUAUCCAGAAUUCGUAUUCUUUUAAUUAUGACUGUGACCUAUACAGCCAACGUAAACACCUCGAAGGUUAUAAGCAACUUUCUGAAAUUGCUUUUCAGAUGGCGCGGAAGUAUUUACAAGCUGGUUUGGAUCGAUCUGUUCAUCUUCUUUUCACUGUAUUGCUUGUUGGCCCUCUCCUAUCGAAUGCUAAUGAGCGCAAAGGCCCAAGAGGUCUUCGAGGACAUUGUAUACUACUGCAAUAUGCACGGCAACCUCUUGCCGCUGUCUUUUGUGCUCGGCUUCUAUGUCUCCAUUGUGAUGGGCCGCUGGUGGCAGCAGUAUACGACCAUACCAUGGCCGGACUCUAUAGCCAUCUUGGUCAGCUCCAGCAUCCAGGGGUUCGACGAUCGGGCUCGGGCCAUGCGUCGCACCAUACUGCGGUACGUGUGCCUGUGCCAGGUGAUUGUCUUCACGAUGAUAUCGCCGAAUGUCAAGAAGAGAUUUCCCACCUACAAUCAGAUCAUCGACUCCGGGCUGUUGCUGGAUAACGAAAAGGCCAUCAUCGAGAACAUGGACAUCGCCUUCCCCCAUUAUCCCAAGCACUGGAUGCCCAUCGUCUGGGCCGCCAGCAUCGUGAUGAGAGCCCGAAAGGAGAACAAGAUUCGAGAUGAUUAUGCCGUCAAAACAAUCAUCGAUGAAUUGAACAAGUUCCGCGGCUUCUGUGGAUUCCUCUUGUACUACGACUGGGUCAGUGUGCCGCUGGUGUACACCCAGGUGGUCACCCUGGCCACCUACACCUUCUUCCUGUUCAGCGUGAUCGGCCAGCAGUGGACACAAGUCGCCGAUGCUGGCGGCUCACCCAACAGAGUCGAGCAAUGGUUUCCCUUCCUCACAAUUCUGCAGUUCUUCUUCUACAUGGGCUGGCUGAAGGUGGCCGAGUCCUUGAUCAACCCCUUUGGCGAGGACGACGAUGACUUUGAGCUCAAUUGGAUGAUAGAUCGCAAUUUGACAGUCUCCUAUCUGAUUGUCGAUGAGAUGCACCAGGAGCAUCCGGAACUAGUCAAGGAUCAGUAUUGGGACGAAGUCUUCCCCAACGAGCUGCCCUAUGCCGACGACGCGAAACGGACGGGCCCGCCCGAGGCCUCUACGGCCAAACUAGACUACAGAGCCAAUAGCUCGGAGCAAAGGAGAUUCCAUAUGUCCCGAGACUCGACUGCAACCAACCGUAGUGGGCGCGAUAACUUUCUCAAUUAUAUGCUGGACAAGCAUUCCAGCAGCGCUAGUUUCGCGGAAAACUAUCAUCCGAGCCGUCGCUCCACCUGGGAGGACAUCUCGCGACUGACCUUUACUGAGCCCCUGGAGGCCCCGGAGGAGGACAGACCACGCCGGCGUAGACCCAGUAUACGUGAUUCCGCCAGUGUGGAUUUCGAUGAGCUCAUCGAGCAGCGGCAUCAGGAGCGGCGGGAUCGUAUGCGUCAGCGCUUCCUCAAUAUGCGGGGCACUCACAUCCGUACAACGCCAUCGGGGGGCUAUACGGUGGCCGUGCUGCGUACCACCUCCGACGAGGCAUUGGGCGAAGAAGAGGAUGCUUAGAGGAUGCCCCCCUUGAAUGGAAAGAAAUCGAAGGAAAAGUUCUCCGUUUCUUUCUCCGUACACAUAAACAUACACAUCUUUGCAGAAGGUUAGUCAUACUUUUGCGACAAUCCCCCUUUCGAUUUACUAUACAUUUGAUUAGUCUUUUGUUGUUGUUUACCCUUUGAGGAGCUUUUCAAUUGAAUUCAUUGACAGCAAUUGCCUCUGAUGCGUUAAGACAAUGCGCACAGGACGAGUAUUUUCCGAAUCCGAAUCAUGUUCAUACCACAAUACCCAACCCAUGUACGCGUGUCAGCUGCCAGACCAAGCCACAGGAGCAGCAGCCUCGAAAAGGGAAUUAUAUCCCCCCGUAUUACAUUCAUUGUCAUAACCAAACAUUGAAAAUCUGACGCGAUGCGUGUUGUUAAAAUUGUUGUUAAAAAUGUUAAAACUUAAAAGGGCUUUCUGCCCCGUGAAAGCCAUGACAAAAAUUAAAUGCAAUUACAUUCGUUU
Molecule: messenger RNA, 2184 nt
Organism: Drosophila miranda
Lineage: Eukaryota; Metazoa; Arthropoda; Insecta; Diptera; Drosophilidae
Product: bestrophin-4
Exons: 5
Coding region: 148-1692 (514 amino acids)
Molecular function (GO): chloride channel activity
Source: RefSeq, a predicted model, not a curated record